AUGAAAGCAAUACGAUUGGUUAUGGUGCUAGGAGUCGCUGCUGUAGCGUACAGCAUGCCGAGCAAUACACAAGGGAAGAACUUGAUCACAGGCGUCUUCAUUCCGUCUGAUGCCUUCCAAGACCUGCAGGACCGAGCCAACGCCAACUCCCCACAGAUACAAGGAAAUAACCUUGUACAAAGUCAACCUAGCUAUCAACCGAUUGCCUCGAAUCAACAGCAAUACCAGCCGGUCAAUACUAACCAACAAAGCUACCAACCAAUCAACUCCAACCAGCCGCAGUACCAACAAGUUAAUACAAACCAACCUACCUACCAGCCAGUCAACACGAAUCAACCACAGUACCAAACGUACCCGGUCCAGAACCAACCAACAGUUCUGACUAACCAGCCUGCCCAAGUCCAGCCAACAAGCAAUCAACCAUUGCUGGUCCAAGAACGUUUGGGCAGCGAAGCGCCGGUUUUGACCAACCAGCCUUUGAGUAACAGCCAACCAUUAAACAUGCAGCCUGUGAUAUCCAACCAACCUAAUGUGGUAUACACACAAGAUCCAAUGUCGGCAAACAGUGACUCGAACCAGCCGAUUAUGGUUAUGACUAAUCAACCAAGCGGACAAGGUAACCCAUCCAUUUUGUACGUUCAACAACCAUCCGCUUCCAACGCACCAAUUUACGUUCAGCAGCAACCGAACCAAGUACAACCUGCUCAAGUGAUCUUCACCAGCAACCCUUCAAAUGGUAAUCAGAUACAAGGAGCGGGAUCCGCAGUCUACACCCUGAUACCUCUGAAUCCACAGAACGCAGUCAACACUAAUCAAGGAGGUUCUUACUUGAUCCCCGUACAGUCGAAACCUUCCCAGAAUAAAACAUGGGAGCUCUCCCUGUAUGAGCUUCACCGAACACCGCAGGAGGUCAUCACGGACGCCACUGAAAUAGCGGUGUCCCCCCGCAGUUUACAUAGUGAAUUAAUGUGUCCAAUUUGCUUAGACAUGCUAAAAAAGACCAUGACUACAAAGGAAUGCCUCCACAGAUUCUGUAAUGAUUGUAUUAUAACUGCUCUUCGUUCUGGGAAUAAGGAAUGUCCUACAUGUCGAAAGAAGUUGGUGUCCAAACGGUCAUUGAGGCCUGACCCCAACUUUGAUUUGUUGAUCUCAAAGAUAUACCCCAGCAGAGACGAGUAUGAAGCUCACCAAGAGCGUUUGUUGACUAAGCUGAGUAUGUCACACUCACAGGCGUCGUUAGUGAACUCUAUUACAGAAGGAAUUAAAUUGCAAUCUCAAAAUAGGCCUCAAAGAUCUAGAAAGAAUCACGAGGACAAUAGUAAUACGUCCAACUCGAAUGGUAACACAGAGAAUGCACAAAAUGGUAGUUCAGGAACAGCUCCCGCUGCUCCUAAAGAUGGAUCCUCAUCAAUGAGCAACCCAGCCCCCUCAGGCCAGUCCACUUCCAACCCCGCUAGUGUGAGGAGCACACCAUCUCCAGUGCCAUCCAAUAUCAGCUCAGUGUCAAAAAACACAAGCACUACUAAAAGAGCCAAGUCUAUUUUAACUUCAGAACGGAGUGAGGAGAGUGAAUCUAGUGAUGGAAGAACUGAAGGAGAGAACUCAAUGGAUACAGAAGGUGAGGGUGAGCCACUGAACCCAAAUGAAAUAGAGCUGGUCUUCAAGCCGCAUCCGACAGAAAUGACUGGAGACAACCAACUUAUGAGAGCUCUCCGAGACAGCUCAGUGAGGUACUUGAAGACUACAGCCAAUGCCUCUGUGGACCACCUAAGCAAGUAUUUGGCGAUGCGUCUCACCCUCGACUUAGAUGCAGAGCUGCCAGAGGCAUACCGUUUGCUUAACUUCUGUAUUUAUGUUGCCCCGGCACCCGGUCAAUUCGUGCCACUUGCCGGCUCACAGACCCUGCGCCAGAUCAAUGAUAAAUUCUGGAAGGUAAACAAACCUCUGGAAAUGUACUACUCCUGGAAGAAAACUUAG
Molecule: messenger RNA, 1977 nt
Organism: Spodoptera exigua (beet armyworm)
Lineage: Eukaryota; Metazoa; Arthropoda; Insecta; Lepidoptera; Noctuidae
Source: the annotation of a GenBank genome assembly